UUCCCCGCUCUAUCCUCGACACACCUCCGACAUACUCAAAUGGUCUCCUCCCUCCCUCUACCUAGCUGUUUCCAAUAUUCUGUCUGAUUUCUAACUCUGUUUUUUGUUUUUGUUUCCUAUGAAAAAUGAAAAAUGAAAGCAGGCUUCAGAGAAGAAACUUAGUAAUCCAAUGAGGGAAAUCAAGGUACAGAAGCUUGUUCUCAACAUCUCCAUCGGUGAGAGCGGUGACAGUCUCACCAGGGCCGCCAAGGUGUUGGAGCAGCUCAGUGGCCAAAAUCCAGUUUUCUCCAAGGCAAGGUACACUGUGCGUUCCUUUGGUAUCAGACGUAAUGAAAAAAUUGCAUGCUAUGUCACUGUUAGGGGUGACAAGGCAAUGCAGCUUUUGGAGAGCGGUUUGAAGGUGAAGGAAUAUGAGUUGCUGAGGAGGAACUUCAGUGAUACUGGGUGUUUUGGCUUUGGUAUUCAGGAACACAUUGACCUGGGAAUCAAGUAAGCUAAUAUGCCCUUGAAACUAGAGAUAUGUCCUUUUUCUUUAAUAGGCCGGGCUUCUCUUUAUUAGUUUGUUAUCAACUUGGGGUGAACUUUUGUGAUUUGGAAAUUGCUUACACUAACUUGAUUGGUUACUACAUAAUGGUCCUCUCUAAAUAUUUUGCUGUUGAUUAAAAGCUUGAAAAGAAUUUUUUUUUUUUUUUAAAUAUCGGUAAUCAAGAAAUUGUAUUCAUAAAUAGGCAAAGCCCAAGUACAUAGUGAGAAAGCUUGACAAGUAAAAAAUAAAAGCUUGUCCAUUGAUUGUUGUCUGUGGUCUUAAAGAACAGCAAUAUCAGAAAAUUUAUUUAUCAUAUUGCA
Molecule: messenger RNA, 846 nt
Organism: Carya illinoinensis
Lineage: Eukaryota; Viridiplantae; Streptophyta; Magnoliopsida; Fagales; Juglandaceae
Product: 60S ribosomal protein L11-like
Exons: 3
Coding region: 170-493 (107 amino acids)
Biological process (GO): translation
Cellular component (GO): cytosolic large ribosomal subunit; ribosome
Molecular function (GO): structural constituent of ribosome; RNA binding
Source: RefSeq, a predicted model, not a curated record